Molecule: messenger RNA, 4072 nt
Organism: Cololabis saira (Pacific saury)
Lineage: Eukaryota; Metazoa; Chordata; Actinopteri; Beloniformes; Belonidae
Product: gap junction alpha-8 protein-like
Exons: 2
Coding region: 297-1619 (440 amino acids)
Biological process (GO): cell communication
Cellular component (GO): connexin complex
Source: RefSeq, a predicted model, not a curated record
GAGCUUGAGGCCUGCUCCCAUACAUCCCCACUCUGGCUUUGUUGAUCCUAUUGUCUCCUGCGUCACCACACGUCGCCCGGCAAAUAAAGGCCGUCUGGCUCCAAGCUUAAAUAUUGCAGCAAACUAAAAACCAACCAUCAGAGCCGAUUCACUCACAUCUGCUCAGUGGGGCGACAAGGACAGGGCUUUAGGUGGGAAAGAGGGCAGAAAAAAGUUCACUUUUCCCUGCUGGGUGCCAAGAGAACGGGACAGGACUCAACCUCGCCGGAGCCGCAGCUGUGUGCUACGGACCGAUCAUGGGUGACUGGAGCUUUCUGGGUAAUAUUUUAGAGGAAGUUAACGAGCACUCUACGGUGAUCGGCCGGGUGUGGCUCACGGUGCUCUUUAUCUUCCGCAUCCUCAUCCUGGGUACGGCGGCCGAGUUUGUGUGGGGCGAUGAGCAAUCUGACUAUGUGUGCAACACGCAGCAGCCUGGAUGCGAGAACGUGUGCUACGACGAGGCCUUCCCCAUCUCCCACAUCCGUCUGUGGGUGCUGCAGAUCAUCUUCGUGUCCACACCAUCUCUGGUGUAUGUGGGUCACGCCGUGCACCACGUCCACAUGGAGGAGAAGCGCAAAGAGCGCGAGGAGGCAGAACUCAGCCGGCAGCAGGAACUGAGCGAGGAGCGUCUCCCUCUGGCGCCCGACCAGGGAAGUGUGCGCACCACAAAGGAGACCAGCACCAAAGGAAGCAAAAAGUUCCGGCUGGAGGGAACCCUGCUGAGGACCUACAUCUGCCACAUCAUCUUCAAGACACUGUUUGAAGUUGGCUUUGUGGUGGGCCAGUACUUCCUAUAUGGCUUCAGAAUCUUACCGCUAUACAAAUGCAGCCGCUGGCCCUGCCCCAACACGGUGGACUGCUUUGUGUCGCGCCCAACAGAGAAAACUGUCUUCAUCAUUUUCAUGUUGGCCGUGGCCUGUGUCUCACUCUUCCUCAACUUUGUGGAGAUCAGCCACUUGGGCCUGAAGAAAAUCCGCUUCGUCUUCCGUAAGCCGGUGCCGGCCCCCGCCACGGCGGCGGCCCCGAGCGAAGCGUCGGCCCCCGCCUCGUCCGUGGGGAAGAGCCUGCCCCCUCUGGCCGUCCCCUCCCUGCAGAGGGUGAAGGGCUACAAGCUGCUGGAAGAGGAGAAGGCCCCCCCCAUGACCCACCUCUACCCCCUGGCCGAGGUGGGCAUGGAGGCCGGCAGAGGGGCCACGCUCUUCCACGCGCUGGAGGAGAAGCCGGAGGAGGUGCUGCCCAUGGAGGACAUCACUAAGGUGUACGACGAAACUCUGCCCUCGUACGCCCAGACCACCGAGACGGCGAGCGUGACGUUACACGAGGAAGAGCCCGAAGAGGUGCAGCCACCACCCGUGGUGGAGGCGGAGGUGGAGAGGGUGGAGGUGGAGAGGGUGGAGGCAGAGAGGGUGGAGGAGCCCGCCGAGGAGGAUGUUGAGGUUGUAGAGGAAACCGUGAACGGGGAGGAGGCAGCUCCCGCCGAGGCGGGCAUGGAGGCAACGGAUACGAUAGAAGACACCAGACCGCUGAGCCGACUGAGCAAAGCCAGCAGCAGGGCCAGGUCAGACGAUCUCACUGUAUGAACCUGUGAGAGAAAAGCACAUACACUCCCGCACACGUAAAACGCAUCCGCAUCCGAGAGAGAAAAACACACCAACUCAAGACACUGCACACUCUUGAACAGGGAGGCCAGAGCCGGAUGAAAAAGCAAAAAAAAAAAAAACAGGGACAGAUUAGGGAGCAAAAAACGACGCAGUUUUACCAGGCGACGAAUAAAGAAACAAAAGAUCUGAGUGUUUGUGAUUCAAAUAAAAUCUCAUAAAAAAGUAGAGUUAAAGGGAGGAGUACAGAGCAGUUUUUUUCUUUUAUCUUUUUUUUAAAACAACAGUGUUCUCGCAUUUGACAAAAAUGCCACGGACACGCGCGCGGAGGCACGGGGGGUGGUUUUUACUUGACGAAAAUCCAUGUUCAGUUUUUAGACAUCUUUUCUAUUGAAAGAGUUAUAAUCACAUACAAUGGAGGAAUAGACAUUUGUACAUGAGGUUUGAGUAGAUAGGAGGAAGAGAAUUAUAAUAUACCUGUGUGCCUGUAAAUCAGUAAUAUUGCUGUAGUUAGGCAAUGACUUUCAUCUGCAGCACACGGCUGCAAGCCUUGCGGGUAAGAGGGCUCUCGCACAGGAAACACACGACCACUGGUACAUUUACAGGUACUGUACACGGAUCUCUGAAACGGGAGGAAGAGUCCAUUUUCAUGUAGAGACGAGUGUACCUCGUUUGCACAUCCGGAGGUUUCAACUCUGCAAACCUUUAACCCUUACAAAACCUCAUCUAUGCAUCCAUUUACAUAGGAUUCUCUCAAGUGAAGGGGGGACGUGCAUCAGUUUCAGAGCAUUUCUCUCCUUGUCGUGUUUAUAUACCAGGUGCUAAAGCCAGAGCUGAGUUUGUGAGGAAAAAAAAACACACAAAAAAAACGAAAAAAAAAAAACAAGCACGCAAACAAACAAACUAAAAAAAAAUGCAUAAAAAGAAGACCACAUGUUGAAUGUCUUUUUCAAUGUGAUUCCACAUCUUUUCACUUUGGACCUGCUUCUGUUAUGUAGCCUUUAAGGAAUGUGCACUGUGACAUCAGCUGUCCAUGGAAGAGAGCGGGGUUCAUGUCGCCCUAUCAGAGAAUGAACUAUAGUAGUGACCUCAGGCCAAAUCCUCCCUUUUCGUGCUGUACAAACAGGCAUCCGGGCGAUAAAGAUCACGCACCAUCAGCACAAAGUAUUGUUGGACGCGAGACAAUAAAAGAAACCACUCUCAUCAAUGAAAACAAGCAUCCUUGACCUGGCUCUAGCAGAAAAUAAAAACCUAAAAAUGAAAAACUUUUAACUCAGUUAAAGAUCCUCAUCCCACAAGAAGACACAGCAGAUGCAACUCUCUUGCAAAUUUAGAUUGAAACAAACAAAAGUGGGAGUCUGACUGUACAUAUUUGCCUUAUCGCAUGUCUAAUGAUGUACGUAACGAGCACAGCGGCUGUAUCUACUAAUUACACUGUCACUGAUGUUCUGAAUGUGAUGCCAUUACCUUCAUCUCACAAACCCAAUAAAAUUAAGUUGGUUCAUGGAGCAAAAUUGAUCAUCGAGCAGAGUUAAGUUUUUUUUUAUUUUUUUUUUUUAAUUUUUGUUGUUUUUUUUAUUUUUGUUUUGUAAAUGCGAAGCACGUUAAAGUUUGCCUUUGGUUCAUAUCACAGAUGGUUACAUUCUCUGGCUUUGUUUAGUCGAACUGCAUUAAAUCCUGUGCCUUAUCUGUAUAUGUGGAUCGUUGUCAGAUUGUACUUGAUGGUUAUAUUGCUGUGGGGCCAAUGUCAACUGUUUUUUCUUUGCUUUUUUUGAUCUUUAAUAAUUUGAUUUGUGUUUGUGCCCUCUCUCCACACACACACAUGCACGCACAAAGCCCACCCACCAGCAAAACUGUGUUCCUGUAAUAGGCUGACUUUUUUUUUUUCCUCUUUUGAAACACUAUUUAUGCAUUAAGUUGCAUUUUGUGGGCAUAAACACAUUUACACAAUACGGGCAUACAUUCAAGCAUGUGCCGCUACAGCGUUCAGCCGCUACAGAAUUCAGUUGUGGAUUUUGGGGGUAUGAUCAAACGGCUAAAGAAAAAUUCAUCGUCAGGAGGCGACUUUGUGACCCUUUGUGACCCCCAAAAUCUGCUCACAUCCCGUGUUUUAAUGCAGCAACUCGUACAAGCACACAACAAAGCUUUGAUCAGAGCACAACACUGAUUUUUUUUUUUUUUUGUACAUCAUGACUUGUAUUGUAAGACUUUUUCUUUCUUUCUUUUUUUUUCUUUUUGUAUUUUAGGGCUGUUGCAUUACCUGUAUGCUUGUAAGAAGACAUUAUUAAUAUUUGGGAGAAAAAAACUACAAAAAAACGAACAAAAAACAAACAAUCAUUUUACUAACUUGUAGUCUUCAUUGCUGAUAGAUGCGUGGCUGUAUCUUCUUUUGGACUAUGAACCAACGCAAUUAAAAGUCACACGUGGUCAAGAAA